Messenger RNA from Racocetra fulgida, 477 nucleotides. The record is from the annotation of a GenBank genome assembly. Lineage: Eukaryota; Fungi; Glomeromycota; Glomeromycetes; Diversisporales; Gigasporaceae.
AUGUCAGAUAUUAGUAAUGUAAUAACGAGCAGGGAACAAACACAACUUGAAGGUUUAGCCCUUAAUGGACAAUUAACUCUUAACAAGUUAAUUAAUACAGUGGAAGAAAUAUUUACCACGUUGCCAACUUUCCUUUCAAGCGAAAAUACCGAAGAAAUUCGAAAAAAAGUGACAGAAAGUCAAAAUAAAUAUAAAAAUGUUGCCGAUGAAUUGAAUGGUGUAAUAGGACAGAUUGAUGUUAUUUGGACGAAAAAGCAGGAAGAAACUUCAACGGAAAAUAAUAUGGAAAUAAGUGAAGUGAAGAAAGAUCCUGCAAUAAAAGAACUAAUUGAAACGCGUGAUACACUUUUUCAAGAAUCUGAAACACAAAAACUCCACCUAAAAGAAUUACUUGAUCGAACGUAUGAGUUACAAUUUCUCAUACAAACAUUAUUAGCAAGUUGUGAACAACAAGAAGUUGUUCUGCCCGACGCUUAG